GGGCCCCGCCAAUCGCGGCGGGCUGGCGGCAGGGAAAACACUAUUAUGCUAAUGGUGUUUUGCUCGCACUCGCGGGGAGCGGGGUUUAAAAGGCAGGGCCGGGGGGCAGGGGCUCAAAGGCGGGAGGCAGGGCCGGUGUGAGCGCGAGCGGGCCAGCGGACGGGACGGCAGGAGAGGAGCGGCGGGGGGGCACCGACGCCUUCCCGGCCCGCCGCGUCCUGCCUGGCGGCGAUGUCCAACGUGCACCUCUCCGGCGCCGCCGCCCUGGAGCGCCUCUCUGCCCGGCGAGCCCUGGCCGGGCACGGCCGCAGCCCCGUCUGCAGGAGUCUCUUCGGGCCGGUGGACCACGAGGAGCUGGGCCGGGAGCUGCGGGAUCGUCUGCGGGAGAUGGGGGAGGACGACCAGCGCCGCUGGGACUACAACUUCCAAACCGACACGCCGCUGCCGGGGCCCGGCCGCCUGCGCUGGGAGGAGGUGGAGGCCGGCGCCGUGCCCGCUUUCUACCGGGAGACUCUGCAGGUGGGACGGUGCCGCGUCCCCCUCCUCCGGGCGCCCCCUUCCCCGCCGCCGCCGCCGCCCGCCGCCGGCAAGGGGCCCGGGGGCCGCCUGAGCCGGGAGAACCGCGCUGCGCCCCGCCGCCGCGGCAUGCGGCUCCGCCGGAGGGGCCCGACCGCCCGCAUCACAGAUUUCUUCGCGAGGAGAAAAAGGCCGGCGGAGCCCAAGGCAGCGGCGGAGCGCCCCGCCGGCUGUCCGCCGCCCCCCGCCGCCGUGCCGGCUGAGCAGACCCCCCGCAAGCGGCUCCGGUGAGCCAGACUUUUGCACUACUGCACCCACGGGAGAGGCGCGUCGCCUCGGGAGGCGCAACGCCCCGGAGGCGCGGGGGGCCGGGGCGGGCGGCGCGGCGAGCCGGGACCCCCCUGCGCCCGCCCGGCCUGGGAGCGGGAGCCGGAGCGGAGCCGCAGCGCCGGCCGCGCACGGAGCAGUGUUAUCGUACAACAGUGCAAUGUAUGACGUUCUGUAUAGAAAUGUAUUAUGCCUAAUGUGAGUACACUGGCCAGAAGUGUAAAGCUUUAAAAGUCAUUUAUAAGAAAUGUUUAAUCUCUGCUGAGCUCUCAGUGCAAAAAAAAAAAAAAAAAAAAAAAGGAAAAAUUAAAAAAACAAGUGUAUAUUUGUACAAAACUUUUUUUAAGAGUUAUACUAACUUAUAUUUUCUAUUUAUGUCAGAAACGUGGAUAACUUUGACAUCCAAUAGUCUUUUUUUUUUUUUUUUUUCUUUUGGUUAAGCCAAAGGGCACUAUAUUUGCUUUUGUUAUUCACAAAAUGUAAAUUUAUUUUUAUAGUGGAAUUUUUUUUUUUUUUUUUGCUUUCACAAGAUGUAGCUACGAAUCAAAAUAUUUUUUAGACUUUACUUGAAGACAAAUCUGUUUCAAUGGAUCCUGAGCCGGUCUGUACCACUGCCAUUGCAAAUAAUGCCACAACUUCAAUAAUAAAAGUCAGGAAACGGC
Molecule: messenger RNA, 1505 nt
Organism: Corvus hawaiiensis (hawaiian crow)
Lineage: Eukaryota; Metazoa; Chordata; Aves; Passeriformes; Corvidae
Gene: CDKN1C
Product: cyclin dependent kinase inhibitor 1C
Exons: 3
Coding region: 232-807 (191 amino acids)
Biological process (GO): regulation of cell cycle
Cellular component (GO): nucleus
Molecular function (GO): cyclin-dependent protein serine/threonine kinase inhibitor activity
Source: RefSeq, a predicted model, not a curated record